GGAUGGUACAGAGGAAGGGGGAAGGAGUUGUUCAGAAAGACCAUCUGCCCUUGUUGUGGCUGUCAUUUGCGCAAGGGUAGAACAUCUAGGUGAAAGCUCCUUCUCCCCUUAUGGGGCUCAUGGGCUGGUCGCCUGUACGAACUGCCUCACUCGAUACUUUUCGUGCUUUGCAAACGGCGACGAAGCUGUAUGACUUAUUUCCACCUCGACAGCACAGCAACGCUUCACCGGCAUGAAUAGACUGUGAUGGAAUCUGAAAUAUCUGCAGAUAAAACAUGUUGAAGAGACGCUGCCGGCGAUAACAAGCCAAGCACUCUGUUUGUCAGGCAUUUAGUCUCUGCAAAAGUUUCUGCGGCAUGAAACUUGCAAGUCAGAUAGUGUAAAUCACUGGCCUUUUUUUUUGCAAGACGACUCAACUCUUGCAAGGUCUACUCAGGCUCUCUUGGAGAGCAAGUUGUGUGGGUCACGAUACGACAAUAAAAUUCAAUCAUCCUCAUCUCUUCAUAAUCUUGCACAAUCCUCACCAUCCUCACUCUUUGAUGUACCAUCUCAUUUCAUCGUCAAGUUUGUUUUUCAGACCAGAAGGCCUGCAUUUUUAAUGCUGGGUUCUGGUUAACAGCCUGUCGCGUCGCUGUACAAAGCGUUUUUCUGACCUGUUCCUCGUCCAAGAGUGUUGCCAGCAGGGCAUUACAUCCGGUUUCAGCCAGUCAGGAGAGAGAGCGAAAAAUCCCUUUACGACAGCUGGAUUGGGUUGUCAACGAGUGAACAAUGGGGACGAGCACAGAUCUCCACACACUUGUCUCCUUUCUCUCGCAGCACCGGUGGUGGAUUGAUGGCUUCCAUCUGUUUGACUUUUUUUGUGACAACUUAUGGGAGCAAGUCGACCCCGAAUGGCGUGAAUUCGUCGAUGCGGCAAGUGGUGACUUUAUGGAACAUCUUUUGCAUGUUGCGACAGGGGGGCAAAUUCCGGAGAUGUGGCCCGAAUCAUUAAAGGCAGUUAUGUGCAUUGCACGGACGUUGGCUUUAGGACGACGAGUGGAGCGGGACGAGGAGAUAGGAAUAUUACCAGAGGAAGAUGUGGUGUACGACGACGAAGCAUGUAGAUUGGCUGCCAUGUCUCGCAAAAAGCUCCAUGAAGUAGAUCGACUGUCAAGAGUUAUUUUUCGGGUAGCAGAAAGACAAAAUGCUGAUUCCAUCAUCGAUGUAGGAGCGGGCCAUGGCUAUCUCACUCAUCUUUUGGCACACCAAAAUCCAUCUCGACGAAUCUAUGCAAUAGAUUGCGAUGAUGCUCGCACAUGUGGAUCUAAGGAUCGGGGUACACGCAUCGUACUAUCCAACCACCACCGCCAUCCCACCCGUAUAAUAGCAGAACACCAGAAAGAAAAUCCAGUGAUUUACGUGACUGCACGAUUAGACCCACAAACCUUGCCCGAAAUUCUAGAAGCACAUCGAUAUGUGCUGGUUGGUUUGCAUAGUUGUGGAGAUCUAUCCGGGUUAACCAUGCUGAGGACAUUCUUGGAGUGCGAAGGCGUGAAGGGUAUCGUUGUUGUUGGAUGCUGUUAUCAUCGAAUAUGUGUAGACCGUGAGGAUGAUGAGAGUCAACUCGGAUUUCCGUUAAGUAAUAACGUCCGUAGCCUUAUCCAAGUCCACCACCCUUCAUUUUCCCUGACAUAUCGCUCCCUCACCACUGCCUGCCUCACCUUCGCUUCCUUUGACAAUCCUUCGACUAUCCUCUCCGCGCUUCGAGGACACUACCACCGGAGUCUUUUUGAGCUUCUUCUUCGCUCAUGGGAGCCGGCGCACACAUUACCCCCAGGCCAACACCGUGUUGGUGGACUUCCAAAAGCCGCGUCCACGGAUUUCCGGUCUUAUUGUGUUGCUGCAUGUACAAAACUGGGAUUAUGCACUUCCGACGAACGAAGAGGAUCCUUGAUAGAUGCAAUUGGAAAAGUCGAAGUGGAUAGAGAAAAAAUGAUGCGGAGAAUCGCUUUCAUGUGUGUCAUGAGGAGCUUCUUUGGCCCAUGCGUGGAAAGCCUGGUGCUAUUAGAUCGAAUGAUGUACCUCAAAGAAGGCUUGGGUAUUCCUUUGGACCAGGACAAACACGAAGGCAAAGGGAGGGUAUGGUUGAAUAACCUGUUUGACUAUGCAGAAUCUCCUAGAAAUAUGGUUGUUGUCGCUGAAAAAGCAACAUGUGUAUAAAAAGAGCACCCGGUUGAUUGCCUACUAGACUUAUAGAUGCGUCCAUAGACUAUUUGAAUCAUACUAUAUUGUCAUAAAGCACUGUACUUUUCUCUGUGACGAGAGGUCAUACGAAUAUUGACCUGUAU
Messenger RNA from Spizellomyces punctatus DAOM BR117, 2327 nucleotides. RefSeq lists its product as uncharacterized. The record is from RefSeq and is a predicted model, not a curated record. Bases 769 to 2199 code for a protein of 476 amino acids. The transcript has 6 exons. Lineage: Eukaryota; Fungi; Chytridiomycota; Chytridiomycetes; Spizellomycetales; Spizellomycetaceae.